UGUGUAUGAAAAUGGUAUCUGCAGGAACCACAUUUUGCUGUUUAUUAUUAUUUUUGGUCACAGAAUGCUACCACCAGAGAUCAAAGCUCCAUCCAAAGGUUGGUGACAAAAUUCAAGGUCUGAAUGAAAAAUCAAAGACCAGGGACUUCCCAGGGCAAUGUCAAGGCAACUGUAUGAAUGGCUCCCACUGCAAACAGUUCUGUGAGACUCCCUUCCAUGGAGAAAUAGGAUUCACAUGUAAUAACAAAAGGUGGCAAAAAUCCAAUGAAACAUGCACGAGUCUAACUGUCCAAACACUUUUUCAGGAGACUAAUGGAAUUUCAAUAUAUGAACCAAGCUUAAGUGGUAGUUCACGGUUUUCUUCAGAUGUAUUAUUAAGUCCAUCUAAUGAAGAGUUCAUUGAGUCAGCAGUUGAAGGAAUCCAGAAGAAGUGUCCAGAUGAUUAUGCUUGUAUAAUCAAUAGUGUGAGAUCUUCAGAAGUUACAUCUGGAAAUAUUGCCUUCAUAGUUGAAUUGCUGAAAAACAUAUCCACACAAUUAUCUUCAAAUAUCAACCGGAGGAAGAUGCAGAGUUUCAGCACGAUGGCUAACCAUGUCCUCAACAGAUCAGCCAUUUCAAAUUGGGCCUUCAUUCCUGAAAGAACUACUAGUUCAGUUUUGCUCAAGUCAGUCAAUUCAUUUGCAGAGAAUCUCAAUAUCAGUGAUGAGCCUGAGAAUAUUGUGAAUGAGCCCUUUAUUCAGACCAAAGGCUUCAGAAUCAAUCAAAACACCCAAGGGAAGAGUUUUAAUUUCUCUAUGAGGGUACCUGAUAAUGAGGAGGAUGUACAGGGGACAGUGAUCAUCCCCUGGAAAGAGCUACAGAAACUCCCUCCUGCCUCGCAGGCCAUUAGUAUUGCUUUCCCAACCCUGGGGCAAAUUUUGGAAGAAGCUCAUUUGCACAAUGAGAGCCUUUCCAGACAGGUGAAUGGACUAGUUCUCUCAGUGAUCCUGCCAAAAAGGCUGAAACAAGUCUUCCUCACUUUUGAAAAGAUCAAUAAAUCCCACAGUGCUAAAGCUCAGUGUGUGGGCUGGCACUCUCACAAGAGAAGAUGGGUUGAGGAAGCCUGUGAAACAACAAUGGAUGUUAUGGAUAAAGCCUCUUGCCGCUGCAAUUACACCAACCUGCUGAUGUCCUUCUCCAUUCUGAUGUCUCCCAAGACCUUUCCCAAUAAAACUCUGGAUUACAUUACCUGCAUUGGUCUCAGCAUCUCCAUCUUGAGCCUUAUUCUUUGUCUGAUCAUUGAAAUCACAGUGUGGUCCCAGGUGACGGUGACAGAGAUCUCCUACAUGCGUCAUGUCUGCAUUGUGAACAUCGCCACGUCCCUCCUGAUUGCCAACGUCUGGUUCAUUGUCGCAUCAUUCUUUGAUGGCGCAGCGCGGAGUUACAGCUGGUGUGUAGCGGUGACAUUUUUCAGUCACUACUUCUACCUUUCUCUGUUCUUCUGGAUGCUGAUCAAAGCCCUCCUCAUCCUCUAUGGGAUACUGAUCGUGUUCCGCCGGAUGAUGAAGUCCACUAUGAUGACCAUAGCCUUUUCUGUGGGCUACGGGUGCCCCCUGGUCAUUGCUGCCAUUACAGUUUCUGUUACAGAACCAAGAAAAGGUUAUGUGAGGGCCCAGGCCUGCUGGCUCAACUGGGAUGACUCCAGAGCUCUUCUAGCCUUUGUCAUUCCAGCCCUGACCAUUGUGGCAGUAAAUCUGAUUGUGGUUUUUGUUGUGGCUGUCAACACUCGAAGGCCUUCUAUAGGAAGCUCCAAGUCUCAGGAUAUGGUGACCAUUAUGAGGAUCAGUAAGAAUGUUGCUAUCCUUACCCCACUGCUGGGACUGACCUGGGGGUUUGGAAUAGCCACCCUAAUAGACAGCGGCUCCUUAGUGUUCCACAUCAUCUUCUCCUUACUCAAUGCUUUCCAGGGGUUCUUCAUCUUGCUGUUUGGAACCAUUCUGGAUCAAAAGACAAGAGAAGCCUUGAAGGUGAGGAUGUCUUCCCUGAAGGGGACAUCAAAGAUAGAAGAGAAUUCAACAUAUAAUCCUAACCAUGGAUCUAAAUUAGUGGUUCGUUCACGAUGAGAAGCAUGCUUCCAGGUGAGAAGUGUUUGAAAAGAAGAUUGAAGACAAAGUGGGGCUUAUGAUUUUCUUUUCAAUUCCAUCCCCCACUGAACUGAGAUAAGAUCAGGAAGAUUGCUGCCUAAGGAAUUCUCAGCUGAGCCUAUGACCUGUCUGUGGCAUGUUGAAGCUUGUAGAGGUUAUGAAUCUGCCUGAAAAUUUCGGUGUUCUCCUUAGGAGAGGAAGAAUACUCCUGGCUUGGCUUUUUCUUGCCAAUUUCUUUCAAGGAAAUAGGGCCUUCCUUCCUAUGUAUGGAUCCCUAACUCUGCUGGGAUACAUAGGAGCAGCUGAGGUACACAGAACAUAGUUUGGGAAAAGUGAAUGCAAGAUGGUUUCUGACAAGGGGGGUACACUUGAAAAGCCCUGAUUGUUUUGUUCAGUUUUGAGUCUUUGAAAAAGGCAUUCUUGGGACCAUGGUUUCCUCACUUGUGAAGGGGGAAAAUAAUAUUAGAAGGUGCUCGUGGGGGCAUAUAAGUGUAUGUACAUACGUAUAAAUUAGUGUAUGCAGUGUUUAUAAAAAUGAUAUGCUUUUUGUUCUGUAUUAAAAAUAUACAAGCCUUC
Antechinus flavipes (yellow-footed antechinus) is the source of this 2699-nucleotide messenger RNA. It is a transcript of the gene ADGRF4, whose product is annotated as adhesion G protein-coupled receptor F4. Gene Ontology annotation, molecular function: G protein-coupled receptor activity. Gene Ontology annotation, cellular component: membrane. The transcript has 9 exons. Gene Ontology annotation, biological process: cell surface receptor signaling pathway; G protein-coupled receptor signaling pathway. Lineage: Eukaryota; Metazoa; Chordata; Mammalia; Dasyuromorphia; Dasyuridae. Bases 6 to 2102 code for a protein of 698 amino acids. The record is from RefSeq and is a predicted model, not a curated record.